AUGACAGAGACAUUGAAUGUCAUAGUCAAUGAUGGAUCAAGUGUAGGCGCUUAUACACUUGAUCUGAUUGCGCCUCCGAAGUUGACUUCGGAGAUCACUCAGUUGCCAACGCUCGAACAUAAAAGGUUCUUGCGUGAUCUGCGUAGUGGCAAAGUCAAGCAGAUCUGCAUACUCGUCGCUGACGACGAGUGUGUAACCGACAUAAGGUCAGCAACAGUGUUUACUGAGAACGAGAGAGUUCUCAGUAGUUCAUCUAUGGACGAGAGUGUCCUAGAUGAAAAGACACGAAUUGAGCGAUAUGACUCCCAAUCAUGGGAAUCGCUCAAGACAAAUCGUCUCUAUGAGGAUUUGGUUGAAUUCAAGGAUGCAUUCCCUGAAACUGUUCCGUGCGAAUUACCGAAGGAUAAAGGUAUUCGACACGAGGUCGAGCUUAAACCAGGCUCGAAGUACUGUAUCAUGAAGCAGUGGCCACUGCCUCGUGAACAAGUACUUGCGAUCGACAAGUUCUUUGCCGAUAGUUUAGCUGCGGGCCAUGUGAGGGAAUCAACUUCCCCACAUAGCUCUCCGACCUUCUGUGUGCAAAAAAAGCUACAGGAGGGUGGCGGAUAG
Molecule: messenger RNA, 609 nt
Organism: Peronospora matthiolae
Lineage: Eukaryota; Oomycota; Peronosporomycetes; Peronosporales; Peronosporaceae
Source: the annotation of a GenBank genome assembly